CACACCUUUCACUGUUUGAUGUUGUGCUGUCAUCAUUCCUUUUGCAGUUCUUGAAAAUGGCGAGUCGUGGACCAAAUCGUCGGGCAACACAAGAAGUGGAUAAUACCAUCUCGUACGUCCAGUGCGAUGGCCUGGCGGCGAUGAAGAUGGUGAAACAUUGCCACGAAGAGUCACUGAGCAAUAUGGAGGUGGCCCAAGGCGCUCUUCUCGGUCUGGUGGUAGAUGAUCGGCUGGAAAUUACCAACUGUUUCCCAUUCCCGAAGUCGUCGGAUGAAACCAUCGACGAGGAAGAGUACCAGCUGAAUAUGAUGCGCAGAUUGCGCCUUGUUAAUGUGGAUCAUUUUCACGUUGGGUGGUACCAGAGCGCUGAUGUUGGCAACUUCCUGUCGUUGCCCUUGCUGGAGUCUCAAUAUCAUUACCAAACCAGUAUCGAAGAAUCGGUUGUGGUUAUCUAUGAUACCCAGAAGUCGGCCCGUGGUUUCUUAACAUUGAAGGCCUAUCGUCUGACUCCCCAAGCGAUCGCCAUGUACAAGGAGCGCGAGUUCACUCCAGAAGCGCUGCGUAAUCUGAAGGUUGGUUAUGAGAAUCUUUUCAUCGAGGUGCCGAUCGUGAUUAAAAACUCGGCGCUGUGCAACAUUAUGAUGUCCGAGCUUGCCGAAAUGGUACCGGAGGAGGAAGGCACGCACUUCUUGGAUUUAGGAACCGCAUCGGUUCUAGAGAAUCAUUUGCGCUGUCUGAUGGACCGGGUAGACGAAUUGAAUCAAGAGGCGAACAAGUUCAACAAACAUCAGCAGACGGUCAUACGUCAAGAACAGGAUAAACAUCGCAUGCUGGCUAAACAUGCCCAGGAGAAUGCCGCUCGCAUUGCCAAAGGUGAGGCAGCACUUCCAGAGGACGAGAUUCAGAAGCUGUUCCGUCCGCUGCAGGCACCACCGCGGUUGAACCCGAUGAUUGUUUCCGGUCAGAUCAACACUUACGCUCAACACAUUUCGCAGUUCUGCUCCCAAUCAUUAGCUAAGUUGUAUAUGACUCAAGCUCUGCAAGGUGCCAAAGAGCAUAAGCAGUAAAAUGGAAACGGGUGGAACAGAAAAUGGAAACUUAUAAGAAUAGGUGCAUCGUUACACAUUGACACUAUUUCACUACAUGAUAAAAUCCUGGAAGUCAAUAAAGUGAAGUCGUUCUGGUUCCAAACAAUACCACGGAACUACAAUUGGAACGCACAACAAAA
Molecule: messenger RNA, 1228 nt
Organism: Toxorhynchites rutilus septentrionalis
Lineage: Eukaryota; Metazoa; Arthropoda; Insecta; Diptera; Culicidae
Gene: eIF3h
Product: eukaryotic translation initiation factor 3 subunit H
Exons: 3
Coding region: 57-1067 (336 amino acids)
Cellular component (GO): cytoplasm; cytosol; eukaryotic 43S preinitiation complex
Molecular function (GO): translation initiation factor activity; metallopeptidase activity; protein binding
Source: RefSeq, a predicted model, not a curated record